This is a messenger RNA of Babesia sp. Xinjiang, 4896 nucleotides long. RefSeq names its product Protein PYR1-3 (gene pyr1-3). The record is from RefSeq and is a predicted model, not a curated record. Gene Ontology annotation, molecular function: ATP binding; carbamoyl-phosphate synthase (glutamine-hydrolyzing) activity; metal ion binding. Gene Ontology annotation, biological process: 'de novo' pyrimidine nucleobase biosynthetic process; L-glutamine metabolic process. The transcript has 3 exons. Lineage: Eukaryota; Apicomplexa; Aconoidasida; Piroplasmida; Babesiidae. Bases 1 to 4896 code for a protein of 1631 amino acids. Gene Ontology annotation, cellular component: cytoplasm.
AUGGAGCUGUUCACGUAUAUCCCUGCGAAGCUUCUUCUCCAGGAUGGUACCGAGUUCUACGGUUUCUCGUUUGGAUACGUCGAUGAGUCAUACGACUACACAGACCCUGCGAACUUGGCGUAUACAGGCGAGGUCGUUUUUUCUACAGCCAUGGUUGGAUACGCAGAAGCUCUCACCGAUCCUAGUUUCCUGGGACAAAUCUUGGUCAUGACGUACCCUUCCAUCGGAAACACAGGUGUACCUUCCAACGAGCAGGACGAAUUUGGUCUUCUGAAGUGGUUCGAAAGCUCAAAGAUCCAUGUAAACGGUUUGGUUUGUUGUGAUUAUACAACACACGAAUCACAUUGGACAUCGUGUAAAUCACUGUCAGCCUGGCUUCGCGAAGAGCGCGUACCUGCGAUAGCGGGAGUCGAUACCAGGGCACUGACUAAGCACCUUCGCACAUGCGGCUCCACUUUAGCUCGCAUAAUUAUAGGAAGGACUGCAACGGCUUCAGCAGACAAGCGCUUGCUGAGCGUAUCAUCAUUUUACAACACAAACCAUCCGGAUUUGUUAGAAACCCUUCCCACUACACACCCAGUACUCUACACGAUGCGUGAUAUUGACGGGAAAAAAUAUGUCUCCUCAUUCGAAUUCACGUCAAGCGAGCUCACUGAUAUGCUCGCUCGUGAUCCUGGUGCUUGUCACGUCGCUGACGUGUCCGCGGCGUUCGCCUCUAAGCAGAAAUUCAAUGGUUAUCCAGACUUACCAGUACAUGAUACACACAGAGGGUCGCGACGUGGAGGCCUUUCAUCAUCGCUUGGUCUUAAAGACGUUACUCUCGUUGUAGUUGUCGACUGCGGUAUUAAAAGCAACAUCAUCCGUUUGAUAUUGCGCAUGUCACCGCCUCAAGUGCGUUUGCUUGUGGUGCCGUACAGUUUUGACUUCACACGCAUACCUUACGAUGGUUUGGUGAUAUCCAAUGGGCCCGGAGACCCAAAUAAUGUGAAAGACACAAUUGCCAAUUUGCGCAAGGCGAUGGAACGCACCGCCCCUAUAUUUGGUAUAUGUCUGGGACACCAACUAAUGGGUAUUGCCGCUGGAGCAAGUACGUACAAGAUGCGCUAUGGUCACCGUGGUUUUAACCAGCCUUGUGUUGACUUGCGGACAUCUCAGUGCUACAUGACUUCCCAAAAUCACGGAUACGCAAUCGACGAGGAUACUCUAGCGCCAGACUGGUCAACACUGUUUGUUAACGCAAACGACGGUUGUGUCGAGGGAAUAAUUCACAUGGUUAACCCAUGGUUCAGUUUACAAUUCCAUCCGGAGGCUAGCGGAGGACCUACCGACACUACGUUUUUGAUGCGCGACUUUAUCCACAGCCUGGGUAAACACCAUUCGAUUCCACUGCACAUCCGCGGCAUCGCUCCUCACGUGCAAUGGAAACGUAUUUUGCUGUUGAGCAGUGGCGGUAUUUCCAUUGGUCAAGCCGGUGAAUUUGACUACAGUGGUUCCCAGGCAAUAAAGGCAUUGAAAGAAUCAGGAGCAGAAGUUAUUUUGGUAAACCCUAACGUUGCUACGGUACAGACUAACCACGGUCUGGCUGAUGUGGUCUAUUUCCACCCUAUCACUGCGGAGUUCGUUUCGAGAAUUAUUGAGAAGGAGCGUCCGGAUGGUAUCAUGUGCAGUUUCGGUGGCCAGACGGCGUUGAACUGCGGUAUUGAGCUUUACAAGUCCGGUGUGCUGUCUAAGUUUAACUGUGAGGUGCUAGGUACGCCCAUCCAAACCAUUAUAAACACUGAGGACCGUGCGUUAUUCAACCAACAAAUGGCUGAGAUAGGUGAGCGUUGCGCACCGUCUAGGGUGGGCACUGAUGUCGAAUCAUGCGUCGCUGCCGCAGCAGAGCUUGGCUAUCCCGUGCUUGUGCGCACGAAUUUCGCAUUGGGAGGAUUCGGUUCGGGUUUGGCUAACGACGAGGCCGAAUUGCGUGUGAUUUUGUCUAACAUUUUCACUGCAAGUUUCUUACGGGAUGGCGUCGUUUUGCAGAGCACAACGCAAGAUACGGAUGGUUCUACGAAUCGUGAUGAAUCCAAAUCUCCCGAUAUGUCAGAUACACCCGGUGUCUUCGUUUAUAUUGACAAGGCAUUAAACGGUUGGAAGGAGAUUGAAUUCGAGAUUAUCCGAGACAACAACGACAACUGUAUCGCCCCUGCGAGCAUGGAGAACUUCAACCCUCUUGGCAUUCAUACGGGAGAUUCGAUCGUUGUGGCCCCUGCUCAGACUCUGACCAAUGUGGAGCUGUAUAAGUACCGCGAGAUUGCAUUUAAGAUUGUACGUCACUUGGGUAUAGUAGGUGAGUGCAACGUUCAAUUUGCGGUUAACCCGGAUAACGAUGACUAUUUCAUCGUGGAGCUAAAUGCGCGUUUGAGCCGCAGUUCGGCUCUCGCCUCUAAGGCUACUGGUUAUCCAUUGGCAUACUUUGCUGCGCGUAUUGCUUUGGGUUUUGACCUCGUUCAAAUGCGUAAUGCGAUUACUUUGGUCACAACCGCUUGCUUUGAGCCCAGCCUUGACUACAUCGUUGUAAAGAUCCCCAAGUGGGACCUACGUAAAUUUGAAUACGCGGACAAGUAUCUAGGAAGCAGCAUGAAAUCAGUAGGAGAGGUGAUGUCUAUUGGUCGCACAUUUGAGGAAGCUAUGCAGAAGGCAUUACGCAUGGCUGGAGAUGGUGUUACAGGUUUCAACAGCGGCGUAAUGUCAAACGCCAGCCGUGAUUGCACUGUCGAAGCACUGAGCCAUCCUACUCCUGAUCAUGUGGCAGCAAUUGCUCGCGCUUUUGAACUGGGAAUGAGCGUUUCUGACGUUCACUCCUUAACCCGCAUAGACCCCUGGUUCCUAAACAGGUUGCAUCAUAUCCACGUCCUUUCGGGUAAACUCACCAAUAUGUCUUCGGUUUCUGAAUUUACUCGUAGCAAGCUUCUAUGUUACAAGGUGUAUGGUUUCAGCGACAAACAGAUUGCCCGGGGUAUGAUUGGCGCGAACGUAACCGAGGACGAUGUACGCGAUCGCCGCAAAUCUCUGGGUGUCAUUCCUGUAAUAAAAGUUAUAGAUACGCUUGCUGCUGAGUACCCUGCGAAGACUAACUAUUGUUACUUAACCUACAACGGAAUAGAGGAUGAUGUGACCCCGUGUGGUCCUCUAGGUGAGAAAUCUGGUCCCGCAGGUUCUUCCAUUAUAGUCCUUGGUUGUGGUCCCUACCGUAUCGGUUCUAGUAUCGAAUUCGAUUGGUCUGCCGUAAGCUGCGUGAAAGCGCUUCGGAGUUUAGGACACUCUGCCGUGAUUGUUAACUGCAACCCCGAGACCGUUUCAACUGAUUAUGACGUGAGUGACCGGUUAUAUUUCGACGAGUUGACUGUUGAGGUGGUUGAUGCAAUAUACCGUUUUGAGCGUCCGAUGGGUAUCGUGAUUUCUGUGGGAGGUCAGACUGCCAACAACUUGGCUUGCAAGUUGCAUAGUUUGGGUCUCUCGAUUUUAGGUACUAGCGUAGAAUCUAUUGACCGCUGUGAGAACCGUAACAAAUUUUCACAGUUAUGUGAUGUGCUCGGUAUCGAUCAACCAUCUUGGGAGGAGUUCACAUCUUUCGAGGCGGCAAAACAAUUUUGCAACAAGGUAUCAUUCCCCGUUCUCGUCCGCCCAUCGUACGUGUUGUCUGGAGCCUCUAUGCGUGUUAUAGUUUCUUUUGAGGAGUUGGAAAAGUACCUCCAGGCUUCUGCUGUUGUAAACCGUGAGCAUCCCGUGGUUAUAUCUAAGUUCAUCGAGCGUGCCAAUGAGGUUGAGGUUGAUUGUGUGGCUUCUCAGGGUAUAAUUUUGAACUAUGCGAUAAGUGAGCACGUGGAGCAUGCCGGUACCCACUCCGGUGACGCCACAUUGAUUCUGCCAGCUCAGCACAUUUUCGUAGGAACUCAUCGUCGCGUGAAGAAAAUCACACAGAAGUUGUCACGUUACCUGAACAUCAGUGGUCCAUUCAACGUGCAAUAUCUGUGCAAGAACAACGAGAUUAAGAUUAUCGAGUGCAACCUCCGUGCGUCGCGUACUCUGCCAUACAUCUAUAAAACAUUGAACCUGAACUUCGUAGAUCAGGCAACUCGUGUGAUGGUAGGGAGUCCGGCACGUGUACAGAACAUCCAGAUGAUGGAUAUUGACUACGUUGCAGUGAAAGUGCCAGUGUUUGCUUUUGACCGUUUGUCUCCGGCCGACCCUGUGGUUGGCGUGGAUAUGAAAUCUACUGGUGAGGUUGUUGGUUUUGGUUCCAACAAGUAUGAGGCUCUUCUAAAGGCAAUGAUUUCUAGUGGUUUACGGUUACCAACUCGUGCAGUAUUGAUAUCAUUUGAGAAUGACGUGGACAAGUUUUUAAUAUCUCGUAAGGUUGAGACGAUGUUAGAGCUUGGUUUUGACGUGUACGCUACUGAAGGCACUUACAAGUUUAUAUCUCGUAUUAAAGAGCUUUCUGUGUCUGAUUCUACUGAUUCUUAUAAAUUGGAUGUGCAUUCGUUACUAGCGUCGAGUCUUGAUUUCUUUGAGGACACUUUUCCUGAGGAUUUGUUGAACGGUAGUGAGGGGCGCCGUCGUGGGCGUCUUAUGCCUGUAUAUAAGCCUAGUUCAGGUCGUGAGCCUAAUGCGGUAACUCUGAUCAAGCGUGGCGUUAUCGAUCUUUUCAUAAAUGCUGCCAGCGGUUUGAUUCCUAACAGGGUGUCUGACGGUUACUUGAUGCGUCGUGCUGCCGUUGACAACAAGAUUACUCUCAUCACUAGUAUGAAGCUUGCUAAGCUGUACAUUGAUGCGCUUGCGAUGCGGCAUAUUCGUUUGUCUAAAGGUAAAGACUUUUUCGACAACAAGAGUCACCAAGAACACGUGAAGUAA